AUGCUGCGAAGUACAGCUUUACUCGCGUGCAUUGCAGUUGUCUCCGCCGAUUGGACUGGCAAUGUCAACUAUGGCAGUCCUUCACACAACCACAAUCUGGGAAUCUCACUCCCAAAGGUUAGGAAAAGGCACGAAGAUGCUCAGUACAUGAACGCCAGCACCCUAAGCUUUACUCAUGGCGUAGCCUCUGGUGAUCCGUACCAUGACAGUGUUAUUCUAUGGACCCGAGUCAGUCCAACCAUGGACAAUGAUGAUAGCAACGUCACCGUUUCUGGCACGGCAGCUCUCUAUAAUCACGAUACUCAACAAUACGUAGAGGCCAGCAAGAACCCAAUUUGUGUGGAGUGGGCAGUGUCGUGCAGCGAGAACAUGACGAACUCUGUGAGCCAGGGCAGGGCCUACACAUCCUCCGACAUCGACUACACUGUUAAGGUAGAAGCUACGGAUCUGAAACCAUUCACGUGGUACUACUAUCAAUUCACAGUAUGUGGCAGCGACAACAAAAGCCCAGUGGGUCGCACGAAGACAGCCCCAGCUGCAGACCAGGACGUUGGAGAUGUCGGCGUCGCCGUCUUCUCCUGCUCCAACUUCCCUGUGGGCUUCUUCAAUGCCUAUGGCAACAGCGCACGCAAAGACAAUGUCGACUAUGUUAUCCAUCUCGGUGAUUACUUGUACGAAUAUGGAACAGGCUCAGAGGCACGUCCAGUGCGACCAGAGCGCGAGAUCUUCACGUUAUACGACUAUCGAGCUCGGCUGGCAACCUAUCGAACUGACGAGGAUCUGCUUCUUUCACACUCGAAGUACCCUUGGAUCCCAACCUGGGAUGACCACGAGAUCUCCAACAACGGGUACCGAGACGGUUCUUCUGGGCUUAACAAUACCGAGGAGUCUUUCGAGGAGAACGGCCGCGUCAGUGUUGAUCAGCGAAAAAUGAAUGCAGUUCGUGCGUACUUUGAGUGGAUGCCCAUUCGCCAGGUUGACAUGGAUAACAAUCUCAGAAUUUGGAGGAGCUUCAGCAUUGGUAAUUUGUUCGACUUGAUUAUUCUUGAUACCCGCAACUAUGAUCGUAGCAUUACUGAUCUGGGCUGGAACGAGGAUUAUAUUCCAGAGAUUAUGAACGAUGCCGGACGAACGCUGAUGGGAUCGAUCCAAGAAAAUUGGUUCUACAACUCGCUCAAGAGAUCGGCAUCACGUGGCGCUACCUGGCGCUUGAUCGGAUCCCAGAUCGUUUUCAGCACUAUCAACUCCACCUCUUGGUUCGGCACUGCCUACAAUACUGAUGCCUGGGAUGGGUACAUGAGCAACAAGAAUCGCACUCUGAAGACGCUGUAUGACAACAACAUCGGCAACAACAUUGUCAUGGCUGGCGAUACUCAUGCCAACUGGGUCGCAGACCUGGUUUGGCUUGAUGAGAAGGACUAUGACUCUGAGACAGGCGCUGGCGCACUCGGAGUCGAAUUCGCAGGCACUGCUGUCUCAAGCACCUCUUCUUUCGGAGCCAACACGACGCUCUGGGAAUGCAAUAACCAAUCCCGCGCUCUUGUUGCCGACAACGUCGAACUGCAAUGGCAAGAGGGCUAUUAUCGUGGUUACUACGAGAUGCAGAUCUCGAAGGAACGCGUUCUGGCCCAAUACUUUGGCACUCCAAAUCUGCAGACUCGCAACGGUUACGAAGUCUCACUUGCCAACUUCACUGUCGAGAACAAUGCCAAUCGUUUGUCGAGGCCCGUUGGAGGCGGUGUCGUUGAGAACGGUGCGUUGCUCAGUGGUGGCACUGUCACCACGAGCAACCUGACACUGGACACCAACACGGGAGAAUAUUUCAUCCACAACUUUACCAGAAUCAAUCUGGUGGCAUCGUGA
This is a messenger RNA of Cercospora beticola, 1863 nucleotides long. RefSeq names its product alkaline phosphatase D family protein. NCBI's taxonomy places the organism in Eukaryota, Fungi, Ascomycota, Dothideomycetes, Mycosphaerellales, Mycosphaerellaceae. The record is from RefSeq and is a predicted model, not a curated record.